AUGUUUCCCAUCAACGUGGCAGCGAUGCCUGCCCUCCCAACCAGAAAAGCACUGAUAGUGGUCGACCUCCAAAACGAUUUUGUAUCUCCUGACGGUGCCUUGCCCGUGACCAAACCAGAUGGUUUUGUCGAUCGCAUUCUGGGACUGGUCAAGGUCUUCCGUGAUUCCGGUGCCGGCGAUGUCGUAUGGGUUCGAAGCGAGUUUGAACAACAUCGCGCCCUAGAUACCGAGGGAGACACCAUUAUAGCAUCCGAUAUACCAAUGCGCCCUUCACCCACAAGAAGGCGUGCCAACUCCAAAGAUCACGACGAACAACUCAUGGGAGCUGAUGAGGAGGCGUUCUUGACCGUUGUUGGCGGCCUUGCCAAACCGGCAUGCGUCCGGAAGGGCACACCAGGCGCCAAUUUUCCGCCCAACAUUGAGUCUUCCAUCAUGCGUGGUCGCGACUUUAUAACCACCAAAUCGCACUACAGCGCAUUCCCUCCGGGCCAAUCGCAGCUGGUUCAACAGCUGAGAAUGCGUUUUGUGACGGAUAUGUACGUGUGUGGUUCCCUUACCAAUGUAGGCGUCUUUGCGACCGCCCUGGAAGCUGGAAAACAUGCCUACGACAUCACUAUCGUGGAGGAUUGCUGCGGCUAUCGGUCAUAUGCACGACACGUCAAUGCCGUCCAACAACUAGAGAAACUCACGGGUUGCGAUCUCCUGGACUCACCAGCCCUCAUCGACAAGUUACAGCCCACUCAGCCCAGAAAUUCGGCGAAACACGGCCAUAGGACAAAGCCGUCGAGCGGGAGCAGGGAUGUCAAGAAGCCUGGAAAGGCAAAAGAGAGCAAACAGGACCGAGACAGAGUCUCCUCCGCCCCUCCAAAGGCUUCAACAAAUCACUCGACGGGACUUUCACCAACAAUGGCCAAGGUGUCAAUAGACCUCAGUAUUAUCUCUCCGAUCGAACCACUUCCUCCAUCACGGAGCACCACAAAUUCAGGCAGCUCUACCACGCCACAACCACGCCAAGCCACCAGGCACGCUAAUGUACCUCUUACACAGCCCAUGGUAACCCAUGGAGAUCUAUCGAAUCCUUUGGCCGACAGUCUUGCGCCCUUGGAAGCUGAUUUCGAGGCUGACAUGGACAACAUUGAGUCAGAGGUCUUGUCUAUCAAGCGUCGAAACGUGGAACGAAUUAGUCAAUCGCUAUCUGGCUCUCCAGGCGUACUCGGCGCAAAACCAGUUGAUGGUGCUGAUCCCUCACCAUCCUCACAGACUACAAGAGUAGCCGUUAAGCCACGAUUUCGACGUGACAUAACCUCAACGAGCUCAUCAUCAAGUUCGCCGUCCCACUUCCAGGGAGAUAACAAAGAUCGGGACUCGGCCGAAGCGCUGGAACAAAUCAAGGAUACCCCUUCAACCCCAGCAACAUCAAAUCAGCCAGAUCCAAACACCCCGCAGUCGUCUAGCAAUUCUCGAGAAACUCAUACAAAGACGUCAUCAACAACCACUAUGGAAGAUCAUCAAAAAUCGACCGUCUCUGAACCGCUUUGUGAGGGAGACACCACUGUUAUCACCAAUGCCCUCUCGCCUGAUCUCGCCGCUCAUGCCUUUGAGCGGCUUCUGGAAGAAGUCAGCUGGGCCGGCAUGUCCCACUUGGGUGGUGAAGUUCCACGACGCAUCGCAGUUCAGGGUGCUGUCGACGACGAAGGAAACAUGCCAGUAUACCGUCAUCCAGCAGACGAGUCACCACCACUUCUCCCCUUCUCUCCCACUGUCCUUGCUAUCAAGAACGAGAUCGAGAAGCACCUCGGCCAUCCACUCAACCACGUCCUUAUCCAGCACUACCGUAACAGCAGCGACUACAUAAGCGAGCACAGCGACAAAACCCUGGACAUUGUCCGCGGCAGUUACAUUGCCAACGUCAGUCUCGGCGCUGAACGAACCAUGGUCCUCCGCACCAAGCGACCACCCAAGGACAAGGACAAGAAGGAUACGCCGGCAGCAGCAGCAGCAGCAGGAGGGACCUCUGAGAGUCCAUCAGCAGCAGAAAAAACCAAACGCCAGAUCCAACGCGCCCCUCUCCCCCACAACUCCCUCCUCCGUAUGGGCCUCCAAACAAAUAUGCGCUGGCUACACGCCAUUCGUCCCGACAAGCGCUCCGACCGUGACAAGUCCUCUUCCGAGCUGGCCUACUCGGGCGCGCGCAUCAGCCUGACCUUUCGACAAAUCGGCACCUUCCUCAACGCUUCUCAAACCAUGAUUUGGGGCCAGGGCGCCGUCGGGAAAACCAAAGAGGAAGCCCAACCGGUGGUGAACGGCCAAACUGACGAGGCGGUUAGGAUGCUGCAGGCUUUUGGGCAUGAGAACCAUGUUUCCGAGUUUGAUUGGGAGAAGAACUAUGGAGCGGGGUUUAAUGUUUUGCAUAUGGGCAGCCCGAAGAGGUUCUUUGCGGGUAGUGUCCAGGGGAGGGCGUGCACAGUGGAGAACACGAGGGUGGCGCUGGCGUUGGCGGAUAUGGGGAUUGGAGUGGCUAGGGGGGCUAUUGACGCUUCUGGUGGUUCGGGUGAGGACGAGGAGGAGCAGUCUGAAAGAAGAGGAAGAAAGGUCAAGGUCGGAGUCAAGUUCGUGGAUAACGAUCCGGCGCGGACCGAGGUGGUUGGGGAUGUCAGUAUCCUGAGGUAUUUGGAUGCAGUGUAUGGAGCAGGCAGGAGGUACGAUCAGAUGACACCAGCCCAAGUGGCAAAGAGGUUCGCGAGGCUGGAGGAGGUGGACGAGUUGUGGACGGCUUGGAGUUGGCUGCUUAAGAGGUCGGAUAGGACAAAAACGGAAGAGAGUGGUGAUGACAAGGUCAGCAGCACUUCUGGGGCGGAGAAGGUGAAGCAAGCAAUCAGGGAGAAGAAGGCGCUGUUGAAGCAGUGGGAGGAAUAUGCACAAGAGGCUCAUACUGUCGCGGCAACGACGACAACCACCGACAGUACAGAUUUUCCGCCAACAGCAUCUGAAGCAGAGACUAAAACCCAGCCAAAAGAACCAGCAGCGAAGGAUCAGGACAAGCAUCACCUGACCCCUUUCUACAUUUGCGGCGGCGAGGCUCCCUCCCCAGCGGACUACGCCCUAUGGCCCGUUCUGCAUGAGCUAGUCACCUACGUAGACGGUGACACGGAGGUACUCCGUAUCGGGGAGGGUUACCUAGCCAAGUAUUACAUGGCUUUCAAGCAGAGGAGUGCUGUUGCCAAGGUGGUGCUUAGCGGUGGCAAUACUGGUCCUGCCUCUGGUGAUGGUGGUGGGGAAAAGGGUGGUGGUGUCGCUGCUACUGAUACUGAGGAGAAGAAUACCGCCCCUAGUGCUCCUGCUGCUCCUGCUGCUCCUGCUGCUCCUGCUGCUCCUAUUGUUGCUGCAGAGGUACCUCUGAGAAAGACUCUUGAUACCGUGGUGGAUCUCGAUGCUGGCCUCAAGCAAAUAGCAGAUUCGCCUGGCGAAGAGGUGGAAAUCAACAAGACAAGUGGAAGUGUCUCUGUUGUCGAUAAGGUCGAAGAAAAUACAUCUAUGUAAUGAGGAGAAGCAAGAGGAGGAAGAAGAACCGGUUGGCGAUGGAGAGGGUUAGUAAGUAGUAGACAAGGCGGUGUUACAACUAGAGUACUUGUACUCCCACUGUUGCUGAGGAAGGAAUGGAAAUGAUAUCAGAAAUGUGGGACAAGGGCAAGGAUAAGGACAUGGAUAAGGACGGGAGGCACGGGGGUUUUGCUUAAACAAAAAGGAUGGAAAAAAAAAAGGUGAAAGUAAGGACUGGAGGAGAAGUGAAGACCCUAGAAGUACCUAGGUAGUCAAAAAGGGAGAGGAGGUAAGGUAUGUAUAUAUCAUUGUAGGUAGUUGAGAGAGGAAGGAUAUAUCAGGAAGGUCUACCUACCUAGGUACCUACCUACCUACCUACCUACUUGAAUCGGGAAUCUAGGGCAUGUAGAGAGAGAGGUAUGAUAUACCAUCUUGACAAAUGCCAACUACUGAUAUUC
This is a messenger RNA of Neurospora tetrasperma FGSC 2508, 3998 nucleotides long. RefSeq lists its product as uncharacterized. Gene Ontology annotation, molecular function: dioxygenase activity. The record is from RefSeq and is a predicted model, not a curated record. The transcript has a single exon. Bases 1 to 3540 code for a protein of 1179 amino acids. Gene Ontology annotation, biological process: DNA alkylation repair; DNA repair. Gene Ontology annotation, cellular component: nucleus. NCBI's taxonomy places the organism in Eukaryota, Fungi, Ascomycota, Sordariomycetes, Sordariales, Sordariaceae.